Uncinocarpus reesii 1704 is the source of this 585-nucleotide messenger RNA. RefSeq lists its product as uncharacterized. The record is from RefSeq and is a predicted model, not a curated record. The transcript has a single exon. NCBI's taxonomy places the organism in Eukaryota, Fungi, Ascomycota, Eurotiomycetes, Onygenales, Onygenaceae. Bases 1 to 585 code for a protein of 194 amino acids.
AUGGCUUCUAAUAAACUCGAACAAGCGUUGCAGGCGCUUGAUGAUGCCCACUCAGAUGACCCCAAUAUUGUGACAAUUGACCAGAAACAAAUUCCCUACGAGCUCCAUUAUGCCGACAAGAUGACGAAAUACCUUACCCUUCACCAACCCUCUGCUUCAGAACUUCUCCGGCUAGCAGUCCGUGCUCAGCAUCUUCGUCGGUGGGAGAUACCUCGGUCGUCAUACCCCAUGAAUAAAAUGGGGUAUCUGUCAUGGAGAGCCGCGCUGAAAAAGCGUCAUGCCAGUUUGGCUGAGGAGAUUUGUUUAGAUUGCGGCUACUCAGCAGAGGAAGCGGCGAAAGUUGCGGCACUGGUUCGCAAGGAGAAUAUGAAGACGGAUGAAGAGUGCCAGGUCUUAGAGGAUGUCGCGUGCCUGGUGUUCUUGGAUGAUAAAUUCGAGGAAUUCGAGCGAGAGCAUGAUGAGGAGAAGGUGAUAGGAAUUUUGAGGAAGACUUGGGGCAAAAUGUCUGAGAGAGGACAUGAGUUAGCUCUCAAUAUCCCUCUCUCGAGUAAAAGCAAGGAGCUGAUUGCAAGGGCUUUGUCAUAG